Molecule: messenger RNA, 2153 nt
Organism: Triticum aestivum (bread wheat)
Lineage: Eukaryota; Viridiplantae; Streptophyta; Magnoliopsida; Poales; Poaceae
Exons: 4
Coding region: 393-986 (197 amino acids)
Source: RefSeq, a predicted model, not a curated record
CAUCUCCUCCCCUCGUUUCUCGCAUCGCCACCACCACACACUCACUGCCCUGCCUCUCCCACCCUGAUCCAUCCCCUCCACUCGUCUCUCGAAUCGCCGCCUCCACCCACUCACCACCCCGCCUCUCCCACAGCUCGCCGCUGGCAGCCUCUCCCCUCCCAUGUGCUUCCCACAGACCUCAGGCGGAUCCCCACCCAUCCAUCUCUCUCUCAUGCAACUUUUCUCUCUCUGUCGGGACACAUCUCUGCCGCCACAGAUGCCAGCCGAUUCCGGCGUUCUCCGGCGACAGCCGCCACCGCGCAACACCUUCCCAAGCUCACCUUGCUCCAUUGGGUCUUUUCCCCCGGCGGGAUUCGCCGCUCCUGGCCUUCAACUCUCACCCGCAACCCUCCAUGUGGCUAGGUUUCAGGCACGGUGGCACCUCCAUCGUAGGCGCGGCUCUGGCAACCCGGGGGCUCCUCCCCGACUCUUACCUCGCCCCCGCAUUCAACAAAGCCCCUUGGAUGGUGCUCCUCUCCCCGGUAGCCAUAGGGUGCUCGAGCUCCUCCUCCACACGCGCCAGGUGUUCUUCCUCGACCCGGACAGUGAGGGAUUCCUUCUGGGCAUAUACGACGACACUGACAAGAUGGCACUUGCUUGUCACCUUCUGCAUGCUUCACACAGCGCAGCGCCUGCACUUCUUUGAGCCAAAGCCAAUCGACGCGCAGAUUGUCAUCUCAUUUGGGUUUCUCAAUGGGAUCUCCAUUGGCCUCCACAACCUUUGCCUUGGCUUCUACCAGAUGACCAAGCUGGCUAUUAUACCGUUCACCAUGCUCUUGGAGACCAUCUUUCUGAGCAAGAAGUUCAGGUUGAUGUGUGCCGCUCAGAUGGAACCUUCGCCAGGGCCGCUAUUCCCAGCGGUGCAUCAACAAGUUCUGGAUGUCGCUGGGUUUAUUAAGCUGUUACUUGCCACUGUUCAAUUUUUUGAAAGAACAAUGUUGUAUUGAAUAUCUGCAAAAUUACACCUGCAUGUUCUUACUAGAGAAUUUAAGUUCUAGUUUGAAAGAAAAUUUAGUUCAUCGUGCACCAUUCUUUGUCUAGAGUGAGUGUGAUUAUCUGAAUUCACGUACAAGUACUGCAUUCCCUACUGCAUAUGUUUUGAGGAGACGCCCAGCAGCUGGCAGUAGUGGAUAUAUAGAUUCUUCCCUUGCUUUUAACUAAUUGCCUCAAACUGUACAUCCCUGGUUGACAGUCAUGAACUUUUAUUGUUGGUAAUCUAAAAUAUUCUGCAUAUUUAAGUGUCCAAAUACAGUCCAAAGAUAAAUCUUAGCUAUAAAUAUUCUGCAUAUAUAGUGUUCAAUUUGAUCAAUAAGAUCUGAGUUUGUUGUACUAUUAAUGGUGAUAAGAUUGCUGCUAGUAUAUUCUGUACAUUUCUUGUUUGGGGCUGGGCUAGAAAACAAUGUCUGAUUCGUUUAGCCGGUUGACAGGCUAAAACAACUAGCUAUAAAAUGACAUCAAGUUCUGGUUUACAUGCUAUUCUCGUCAUUCAUGCCGACAGACCUUUUGUUGUAGUGUUUAGAGUAGAUUGAGUUUGCUGGCUCUCCUUUGUGUUUCUGUUCUUAUUUUGGACAGAUGCUUGGGGUGCAUACUUUCUAGAAUCUGCAUUUGAAUUUGCAGUUCGCGUUGUCGAAGAGAAUUGUCGAUUGUUUGAUUGAUGUUCUGACUUUUAUGUGGACCAGACGUCCAUUCUCUAAAUCAUUAUUUUAAUCCCACUACCCUUUUUGUAUCCAUGUACUGUUUAUCUUGUUUAAGCAUUAAUCCAUACUUUUCUUUCAGCAAUGGCAACACAAGCAGGAACCUCGGCUACUCCUCAUUUAAGUCCCCAAGUGGUAGCUUUCUCUGUAUGCGGGAGUCACCAUCUAGGCAUGCUUGCUGCUUCACCAGAAUGUUGCAUUGUUCUUUAAUUGUCGAUUGUCUGUGUAGAUUGACUGUAUCGAGUUGAGGGCUUGAGGCAGGCAGUAGGUGAUUAGAACAACCACCUGUUAAGUAAGAUCGGGUGUAGUGUAUGCUUUGAACAUAAGCUUGUGCUGAUGCCAGUGUAGUGUAGUGUAUGCUCUGAACACAAGAUCCUUUACUUGCUCUGGUUUGGUUAAGACUGAUUAUACUCUUCUGAA